AUGUGCGACUUUAUUAGGGAAAGAAACAAAGGCAUAAACUACGUUGAUUAUCUGUUUGGCCAAAGGGACGUGGUUAAUUACGAGCUGUUCUUCAAGGAGCGCCACUUCCAGUUUGACAUUUAUCGGUCGGAUUGCACGGGAUGGCCGAGGGGGAUGGACAACAAGGUCAACAAAAUCAGGGUGAAGGAAAAGUCAGGCGGCCAGGAAAACUAUCCUAAUGACAGAGAGGAACAAAUUUCACAAGAAAAUGGGGAGAAAACAAAAAUGGUGAACCUGGAGGAUUUGUUUCAAAAUUGGUACAGCGAAGAUUUGUACCGUUGGAAAAGGAGGCUUUCCCUUUACUGGAAAAAGUUGUCCAGCUUGAAAAGAGAAAUGUGUCGGCAGUGCGCGAGGAGGUUGAAGAAAGACAUGGAAAAAAAUGAGCACAGCGGAUGUGUAGAAGGGGACGACUAUAACGAAGCAGGACGGAAUCCUCUGGAGGGAAAAAAAAACCGUAUGACGUACGAAGUGAACAGAUUCAGCGAAGGUGCCACGAUGAGCUGCUUGACGCGGAAUGGACACUGCCAAUCAGGUGCAGAAAAAAUUAUGAGCGCGAAAUUUAUGGCCACCCUCAAGAAAUACAAAAAAAUAAGAAAUAUCGGAAAUAGGAAUAAUUACACAAAAGAGGUGAACAAAGUGGAUCGAAUAUUUGGAAACAAAAAAAGGACCAUGAUGGAUGAGUUUGGACGCAUUUCCUCUUUUCUGCAACACCUUGAUCUUAUCAACACGCUGAAGAACUUUCUUAACCCAUAUGUACGAAAUAGCCUGUGGUUUUAUAUCAUAACUUUGUACAUUAACAGGCAGUAUGAGAUGAACCCAGGAAAGUUCCUUACUCAGCCGGAACUCCUAAUAACAAUUUUUUACAUCUGUUUUUGUAAAGGAGGGGGGGAUUAUUUGGGGAACUAUUUGGCCUCUUUUCAAAUCGAGAGCGAUGGCUUACGGGACGUUGUCGUGGAUGUCUUUGCAUACAAGCAGUUGUUGUCGUUUGUGCAAGACAGGUUCCAAAUCAACGUGGAAAUCCCGUUCAACCUGGAGGGCGUGCAAAACGUGUACAACGGGCUAAUUAAAUUAAGAGAAAAAAAGUUCACAGGAAUGGAUGGCGAUGUGCAGGACAAACUAUACGAGCUGAGCAUCAUCCUUCAUGCAAGUAUAUCCAGCAAUUUUAACGAAGGGGUAAAUCAAAUUCUGUUUAAGUUUGUUCGUUAUGUGGACGAUAUGAGGAGAAUCACCAGGGUGGUGUAG
Messenger RNA from Plasmodium inui San Antonio 1, 1281 nucleotides. RefSeq lists its product as hypothetical. Bases 1 to 1281 code for a protein of 426 amino acids. Lineage: Eukaryota; Apicomplexa; Aconoidasida; Haemosporida; Plasmodiidae. The transcript is spliced from 3 exons. The record is from RefSeq and is a predicted model, not a curated record.